AUGCAUCGACCUGGUCCUUCAUCAGCUGGCAGUAGCGGCGUCAUCAAGGCCAUUCUUUAUCCCGGGGAAUGGCUCGCUGCAAGAUACGUUGCAGGCGAUUACAGGCCAUCCUUUGUCGCCGAGUUCGACGGCAAUACCAAUCCGUAUGUCCGACAAUACGUAUUCCACCUCGAGGAUGACGUGCCGUUGGACCAAUUGCAGCGGGCGUGGGACGAUACAAUCCGUGCAAACCCUGUCCUGCGCACGCGCAUCUGUAAUGUCCAGGGCACACGGGGAUACAUGCAAACGGUGGUGAGCGAAGUGCCCAUUUUGGGGCAUUUUGUUUGGACCGCCCACCACGCGUUGUGUGACGGUUCCUCCAUCCCCGAGGUGUUGGAGGAGGUGGCUAUGCGAUUCCAGGGAAAGCCUGCCUCCAUCAAGCCACGGACCCCGUUCGGAACGUUCAUCCAGCUGAUUACUGGGUUGGAUGUUGAGCAAGAGCAACGACAGCUGUACAUCCAUCUGCAACUAUCGAGCAUUCGCUGCGCCUCACCCAGGAACCAGCGCCCCACGGAGUAUCCAAGGCUACUGCUCCUGCGUGCCGCUUGGGCAAUCCUCCUCGCUCAUUACACCGGCACGCAGGUUAUUGUCUUUGGAGCGAUCAACAACGGGCGAGCAGCUCCAGUGUCUGGGGUGAGUCGGAUGACCGGUCCCACGAUCAAACUGGUGCCUAUUGCCCUUCGUGUAGACCCCGAGCAGUCUGUGGCGGCUUUCUUGUCCAGCGUCUGGGCUCUCUCUGCGGAAAUGAUACCGUUUGAGCACAUGGGUAUGUCGAAGAUCCGGCAGUCUCUCGCCCACAGGAUGUCUUCUCGCUUUGGAUCCAACUCUGGCCAGCGGUCUUUGCAUUGUUGA
This is a messenger RNA of Aspergillus novofumigatus IBT 16806, 891 nucleotides long. RefSeq lists its product as uncharacterized. Bases 1 to 891 code for a protein of 296 amino acids. Gene Ontology annotation, molecular function: phosphopantetheine binding; catalytic activity. The record is from RefSeq and is a predicted model, not a curated record. Gene Ontology annotation, cellular component: cytoplasm. Gene Ontology annotation, biological process: secondary metabolite biosynthetic process; amino acid activation for nonribosomal peptide biosynthetic process. The transcript has 4 exons. Lineage: Eukaryota; Fungi; Ascomycota; Eurotiomycetes; Eurotiales; Aspergillaceae.